This is a messenger RNA of Trifolium pratense (red clover), 804 nucleotides long. RefSeq lists its product as uncharacterized. The record is from RefSeq and is a predicted model, not a curated record. The transcript has 2 exons. Bases 1 to 804 code for a protein of 267 amino acids. NCBI's taxonomy places the organism in Eukaryota, Viridiplantae, Streptophyta, Magnoliopsida, Fabales, Fabaceae.
AUGGACCUUACACAAACCUUAAGGGACAAAGUUCUUGUGGAAAGGAAAGGUUUUGCCUUUUUGGUUAAUAUCGAAUAUGAGAACUUGCCGGAUUUCUGCACAAACUGCAAGGUUAUUGGUCAUUAUGUGGCCAAUUGCAAAAAGUUAAUUCCAAUUGAUGAUGGGAAAUUUGACAAAGACACCAGAGAUAGAAGAACAACAAAUAAAGAACCUAAGAAGGUGUUUGUGCCUACCAAAGAGGGUAGACAAGGGCAGGGUACCUCAAAAGGAAUUGCAAAUGUUGAAAAAACAAAUGAAAAUAAUGAUGAAUUGGUGAUUGUUGAAACUGAUAAAGAUUUGGCAGAUAGGAGUCUUAAUCCAAAGCCUCAUGACCAACAAAGAGAUGACAGCUCAAAUAAUGGAAAAGAUAAAGAGGUGGCAAAUAUGAAUGAUCAAUUUAACAUAAUUGAAGCUACAGAAGAAACUCCUGUGAUAGAGAUAGAAAGCACCAAAGACACUGAAGGUGUGGAAGACACACAAGUGGAGGUGGUUUUGAACAAAGAUGAAGCUUUAAGAUUAGAAACUAAUGCUGCCAACAAAACAACAGAAUUCUUGAAUCAAUCAUGGGCAAAUAUGGUAGAUGCAGAAGAAGAAGAAUUGAAGACACAAGAGAUUGCAGAACAUGAAAAUCUGGUUUCUAAAACUAGAUCAGCCCCUUUGCCUAUUGUGAAAUCAAAAACAAAAGCUAAGAAUCAGAAGCAAGUUUCUUCGAGUUCUUAUGGAACCAGGUCUAAGCUGACAGGUAAUACCAAGCCUGUCAAAUGA